Messenger RNA from Salvia splendens (bonfire salvia), 1170 nucleotides. RefSeq names its product cyclic dof factor 3. Gene Ontology annotation, molecular function: DNA binding; DNA-binding transcription factor activity. The record is from RefSeq and is a predicted model, not a curated record. The coding region runs from base 191 to 916 and encodes 241 amino acids. The transcript has 2 exons. Lineage: Eukaryota; Viridiplantae; Streptophyta; Magnoliopsida; Lamiales; Lamiaceae. Gene Ontology annotation, biological process: regulation of DNA-templated transcription.
CUCCUACCAUCUUCCCAUAUACACCGCAAAUUCACCGAAAUAAAGAGAAAAAGGGUAAACCAAAAUAACUGAAAAGACCUCAAAAUUUCCGAACAAUCAAAUACUCCCAGAUAGAAGAGGAAAGACGUCUCUCAUUAGGUAGAAACAGAGAUCUUUAAAUUGCAGAGAUUGAAACUGCAGAUCAUAAAGAAUGUCAGAAGUUAUAAAAGAUUCAGCAAUCAAACUGUUUGGUAAAACCAUAUCGCCAGACAUCCUCUUUCCCGAUGCAUCACUUUCUCAGCUCACACAAUCUUCCUUCACAUCAUCAACCUCUCCUGAUAGCAGGGAUGAAUCGGUAGUUGAGUCAAACGAAGAAAAGUCAGGCGAGGAUGAAAAGAAGGAGGCGGCGGGGAAGAAGCCGGAGAAGAUAAUCCCGUGCCCGCGGUGCAGCAGCAUGGACACGAAAUUCUGCUACUUCAACAACUACAACGUGAACCAGCCACGUCACUUCUGCAAGAAGUGCCAGAGAUACUGGACAAGCGGCGGCACCAUGCGAAACGUCGCCGUCGGAUCCGGCCGCCGCAAAACCAAGAACUCCCCCAACUACCACGGCAUAGUGGUUUCCGACGCUGACGCCUUGCUUUUCACCCCUCAUCACGGCGGCUUCCCCUUCAGCUUCUACCCCGCCGCAUUCUACUGCAGCUCGGCCCUCGGGAAGCACUCGCGCGAUGGGGUUUUGGUGCCCAGGACGCUCAGGAUUCAUGACCCCACCGAGGCGGCCAAGAGCUCCAUAUGGAAGACUCUGGGGAUCAAAAAGGACGGCGCGGGCAUGUUUGUUGGGAGGAGAGGCGUUGCUAAUGAUACUACGGCCGUGGCGCUGCUGCGGGCGAAUCCGGCGGCCUUGUCGCGCUCGCUUAACUUCCAUGAAAGGGCCUAAACCUAAAGUUUGGUUUUUGGUCUUGUCAUAUUCUAACACUAGAUCAUAUUGUCUGAUUUUGGGGAUUUGAUGAGUUUAUAUAUAUAUAUGGGGUAGAAUUUGCAUAAUGUAUUAAGGUGUUUUAUAUUCUGCUUGUACAAGAGUUUUUGCUAACUUGAUUAAUUAGAUGUGGUAAAUAAGAAUUAACUUGUAUGAAAUGUAGUACUAUAUCUUUCUGUAACUUUGGAAAGCAAAUAAAUCUUGAGAGUUUUGUA